Messenger RNA from Plenodomus lingam JN3, 186 nucleotides. The record is from RefSeq and is a predicted model, not a curated record. NCBI's taxonomy places the organism in Eukaryota, Fungi, Ascomycota, Dothideomycetes, Pleosporales, Leptosphaeriaceae.
AUGGCAUCAGUAGUUGCUGAUGAGGUCUCGGAAGUGGGAGUCCUUCCAACCGGAUCACAUCAGCGCGGCACCAAUAGGUACGGUACGCCGAUCAAGGCCGGCUCAUUCCAGGCAACUAGAUGGAUACUACUCGUAUACUACUACUACUACUACUACUACUACUACUACUACUACAUGCUGGCUUGA